AUGGAGGAUACAUUCGGCGCACCGGAUAAUUGGAUAGCAAGAGGUGGUGGUAUAUGUCCUCAAAUUGUCCGAGAACUUCAGAGGCGUCGCAGUUCCCAGUUGCCAGAAGCUUUGAAGUUACAACCAGGCGUGUUCAUUCGAGAACCCUACCUUUGGACGGAUCAGCUUCUCUAUAUCCGACUCCAGAGAUGGGGGGUUGGUGCUGAAUGUCCAAGAGAAACCUACGACAUUAUAGGACGCAUUCUUUGCCAAACUCUUGCUGUGCCCAGGGACUGCGAGCGUGCAUCAGUAUCUCAUACUUUAACCUUCUUUACUAACUAUCGCGCUGUCCAGAUCUAUUGCUGCCACGACCCGGAUGAAAAGCAAGCUGUUCAAGACCUUGGCCGAACAAGUUUUCAAUACCUCAAACCAUCUGAGGACAUUGAAAUCGAGGGCCAUACCUAUCACCAGUCCACGGAUAUCCUGUUCGAGCGAGCCCGGCCAUUUUUAGCCUGGGAGUGCAUAUAUCCAGAAGGUAUCGACAUGGAGGCCCUAUCGCCUAGAGAUGCCAAUGCCCAUAUCCGGGUCAAACAAGCGGCACUGAAGUCGAAGCAAGCUCCAAGACUGGCAAACAACAAGGAGAAGGAUCAUCCACCUCCUCCCCCGGAAGAAGUUCGGGAACCGCCAAGUACCGAUCGUCCCAAUGGCGCAAUCUAUAAAACUGGCAAAUGCCUUGGCAAGGGAGGAUUUGCAAUCUGCUACGAUGGACAACUCGUUGGCACGAAAAAAAGAUACGCCCUUAAGAUCGUGAAGAGUCACAUGCCACAGAAGAAAAUGGAGCAGAAGUUCCAGACGGAGCUCCAAAUCCAUUCCAAAAUGAACCACGCCAAUAUCGUCCAAUUCCACAGAGCUUUCUCUUACGAAAAGUGCACCUACAUCGUUCUGGAGCUCUGCCCAAAUGGAUCUUUGAUGGACAUGGUCAAAAAGCGAAAGUACAUCACCGAACCCGAAGUACGGUUUUGGACAGUUCAAAUGGCUGGUGCAAUUAAGUACAUGCAUGCUAAAGGCAUUAUCCAUCGGGAUCUCAAGAUGGGAAACAUCUUUCUGGACAAGGAUAUGAAUGUCAAAGUUGGUGACUUCGGACUAGCAGCUCUUCUCAUGUCCGGCAAGGAUUGGCAGGCUUGCCGACGAACAACACUUUGUGGUACACCGAACUACAUUGCCCCCGAGAUCUUAUCCAAAGAUAAGGGUGGCCACGAUCAUGCUGUGGAUAUCUGGAGUUUAGGCAUUAUUAUUUUUGCAAUGCUCACUGGCAAGCCCCCUUUUCAGUCGGCCACAGCAGACGAAAUAUACCGCAGAGCUCGAGAGCGAGAGUAUGAUUGGCCAAAAUUGGACACGUCUGAGAACUUCAUUUCAGAAGAAACCAAGAACCUCGUUACUGAACUGCUUCAAUCAGCUGAAAAAAGACCUGAUCCGGACACCAUCGUGCAACACCCGUUCUUCACUUGUGGCUGGGUACCUCAAUCCGAGGAAAUGACACCAUCUCUCCGCGAGAGGCAUCCGGAGCCCAACCAGUUCCUCUCAGUCGGCAUGCGAGGAGGCAGAACAAACCUCUACACCAGAAAUCUGAAGAAAUUGUGCAUGAAGUGCGAUGUUGGGCCCUGGACUGCUAGACCAAAGCAGCAUACAAGCACUUACCGAGAAGUAGCUGAUGAGGAGAAAGCCGGUCUCACGCCGGCAGUGCCACUGCCUGAGGAUAUUGUCUAUCGACCAUUCCAUGAAGUUCUGGCAGAUGAAGCGAAUAUUUUAUCAGAGCAGGCCGACGGAGCCUCCAAGGCGCAAAUUGUUGUGGAUAUGAUUCUUUCCCCAGUCAAGUCGAAGCCUAAUGAACAACCUACUGUGCCCAUCAAGUCAUCAACUCAAAGCUUUGCCGCCCAACAGCGUGCCAGACCCCAAGCAACUCUUGGUGGCGCAGCUUCACGACUUGUCAAGUCUCGUCAACCUGCACAAGAAAGUUCAUCACGUCCUCUUAUCACCAUCAAUCCUAGAGGCAGACCCCGGAAAGUUGAGCCCGCUGAACCAGAAAAGGUUGUUGAUGUAGAGGAUCGACUAGCAGCAGACCUUGUCAAUCAGCUUAACAAGGCAGAGGCUGAGCGAAAGUCGGCCGAAGUCGAUGCUCCUACUAUUUCUUUGAACGUUAAUGCAUCGCUGUUCAACCCCAAAGAAAAGUUGGAAGCUCUGCCAAACACAGCCCCGGAUCAUAUCCUAGAGAGUCUCAAACGCUUCCAAGCCGAAUUGGAGCGUGCCCUGAACAGUAGGUCGACUGCUCUGGAAAGCAAGAGCGAUAACAGGAAAACUCCCACCAUCGUGGUCAAGUGGGUUGAUUACACGAACAAAUUUGGAUUAGGCUAUAUCUUGAGCAACGGUAGUGUGGGUUGCAUAUUCAAGGCGACCCCCGCAUAUGCCGAUGACCCGAACAAAGGUCAUAUCCCACCAACAUGUGUCGUGAUCAGAGACGCGGAGAGACAUCUGCAGAACAGAAACAAUCAGGCUUACACUGAUCGACACCAAAUCGUACCCAUUUCAGGGCCAAAUAUCGAGUUCUAUGAGAACAGAGGAGAGAAGGGAAUCUUCCGUGGAAAGGUCAGCCCCCAAAACUUCAAAGUGCCCGUUAGCGAAGAUGGUGAAGCUGCCAGGCUCACUCGAGGACGGGAUGAAUGGGAUACUCGAAAGCGGGAGAAGAUCGUUCUUUGGAAGAAAUUUGCGAAUUACAUGACUGCAUUUGGCAGAGAUCAGGACUAUCCAUACGACGAAGUAUUGUCCAGAUCGUCCCCAGACCGAUCGUCCGACAAUGUUGCGCCUGGUAAUGUUGUGACGUUUUAUCAGCGGUUUGGAGAUGUUGGCUGUUGGGUAUUCUGUGACGGCCACUUCCAAUUUAAUUUCCCUGACCACACAAAAGUUAUCCUCUCUGCCGAUGGUACAUGGUGUGAUCUUUAUCACCUUCCACUCGAAGCUGCUCGUGAUCUUUCCAUCAGAGGCACCAUUUCUGCAUCGGCAUUAGAUGAUCGUCGAGUUCUCUCCUACCCAUUACAGACAUUGCUCAACUUUAUGAGCAAACCUACGCGCACUGGCAAGUCGACUACUCGAAAGCGGCCAGAGAUAGACCCUAUGCUCCAAGGCAUCCCUCAAGCCAACGAUUUCCGGAAGAAAAUUGAGUUCAUCAGACAAGUUGUCAAUGAAUGGACCUCCAACGGCGGCAUUGGCCUCAGUGACACGUCCAUCGAGGGUCGUCUACGAUGGACUGGAAGCCGAGAGCUUAUCAAUGUCAAGAUUCCCUACAAACACGUCUGGGUUACUGUCGGCGGGCCGGGUAGCGACGACCGAAAAGUCGCCUGGUUCGACCCCCGUAAGCCAUCUGCCCUGAUCCCGGAUAUUGAAUAA
Cadophora gregata is the source of this 3420-nucleotide messenger RNA. It is a transcript of the gene CDC5, whose product is annotated as Cell cycle serine/threonine-protein kinase cdc5/MSD2. Gene Ontology annotation, molecular function: ATP binding; protein kinase activity; protein binding. Gene Ontology annotation, cellular component: nucleus; centrosome; spindle pole. NCBI's taxonomy places the organism in Eukaryota, Fungi, Ascomycota, Leotiomycetes, Helotiales, Ploettnerulaceae. Gene Ontology annotation, biological process: regulation of protein localization to mitotic spindle pole body; regulation of cytokinesis; protein phosphorylation. The record is from RefSeq and is a predicted model, not a curated record. Bases 1 to 3420 code for a protein of 1139 amino acids. The transcript is spliced from 4 exons.